Leptidea sinapis is the source of this 6237-nucleotide messenger RNA. RefSeq lists its product as uncharacterized. The transcript has 14 exons. The coding region runs from base 142 to 1620 and encodes 492 amino acids. NCBI's taxonomy places the organism in Eukaryota, Metazoa, Arthropoda, Insecta, Lepidoptera, Pieridae. The record is from RefSeq and is a predicted model, not a curated record.
UUUUGGAACGCAAAAGCACGCGAAGGAAUACGUAGUACAUGUUGUGUGUGAAGAGAAGGUGGUACGUUAUUGUCGUCGGGACAGGUUGCUCUACUUCACAAAACUUCAGUUCAACACAAGCGCGGGAAAGCAGCGAUAAAAAUGCCGCCAGCCUGGGCUCAGCUGAUACUGUUACUGCUCCUCACCAACUAUGUCAUUUCUGCACCAUUGGCCCAGGAUUCAGGAAAUAGAGAGGAACCAAAAUCUGACUUACCUGUGGAAGAAUUGGAAAAGUUGAAAGGUGAAGCCAGUCAAGAAAAUACGGAAAUGAAAAGCGAGCACAUUGAAUACCAUAGACUCGACGCAGUACAAGCAAAUGGAGAAGUUGUGUCACGCGUGGAACAAAAGGGAUCAAUAGACACCGUUGGUGAUGAGAAGCCUCGGGUACAUUCUGAAACACAGCUAGAUUUGAACAGCAAAGGAAUACACAAGACCGUGGUCCAGGAUGAUGCACAUCUUAGCAUAAUGGACGCUACGCCAACGACUGCUGCUAAUGAAGAACAAACCACUAAGGUGUUUCACGGUGCCGCUCGUCUUGUACAAACCGGAAUGGGGACCUCUAAUCCUACCAACGGCCACACUGCUGUACGCCGGAAUUACAAUUCCGACAUCACAAAGGACAUCAAGAAUAAUAUGGAGCACUACGCAGGUUACUCUGGCGUGCAAUACUCACCGCUAGAAAUGGCUGAAUACGUGUUCUGGACUGGCGAUGAACGCGGGGUCACCAACGCUAUUGAAGAAUUCUUACAGGAAGGAAUGAUGAGUAAAGAAGAAGCGAUUGCGUUUCUGCAAGAGAUUAAGUUUGACAUAGAGUACUUGCGGGCGCACUACUCACAGACGAUCAAGGCUGCCGAGGAAAACGCUCAACAGGAGAAACUUGCAAGCUUCCUGAUGGACAAGACCGCAAAGGAAUAUCCGUACCGACCGGUAUCGCUUCAGUAUCCGAUCGGAAUCAGCUCGGAUAUAAGCCGCCAACUCAGCGGAAAGACCUGGGAGAUCAGCAACAGUAUUGGCGGAGCGUCCUUGCCGGUCUCCCCUCCGGAGAUUGUGAAGAGAGCAUAUGAUCCCAUGCUACAAACUAAUAUUGUUGGAACCUCGGAUUACGACCGCGACGGGCCUGCCCUUAGUGAAGAAGAAUACGAAGAAAUGAUGGAGAAAUUAAGAGCAGCUGAUUCUCUUUACACAGAGUACACACUGGAAGAAAUAAUUUAUCAACUAGCUAAGAUGAUGUUCUCGCAGUCGCUGUCUCGCGGUGCGGGGGCAGCGGGGGACGCGGGAGGAGCCGCGCGCCGGUUCGUCACGUUCCUGGAGCUGGAGGCGGCGCAGGGACACCUGUCCAGGUCCAUCGAGAAGAGAGUGCUAGACAUAAUGAUUGCGGCUCUGACAGACACCCUCGGCGAUCACCCGGAACUGAUGCAGCAGAGAGAGGCCGGUGCUGUCAGCCCCGCCAACCGAAUAAUGCGCCAGUUCCUGGAAGGCAGUACAUCUGAGCCGGGAGUGUCCCGCGCUGUCCUCGCCUCCUACAGGGACGAACUACUCAACAACUCGCCCUCGCACAAGCUUCCCUUCAACAGAAACUAAUUCAAACAUAACAUUGUUUAUCUUAGAUACUUUCAAAGUAUUUAAUAACAUCUUUGUAGAACAUAUUUAACGUAUUUAGCUUAUAAAAAGAUAUAUAACCUUGGGAAAUCUGUUCACCAAACCGUCUCACACCGUGGUUCCAGAACCGUGUCAGACAAAAAUAUUUAAGACAACUACCGGUCAAUCACUGAGCAACGCUGUCGCGAGCCAUGCACGGAGCGUCAGCAAUUUUCGGCGAGACCAUCUUGCUCAUGCCGAUUAUUUCCAUGCAUGGCAAGUGACGUUGCCUAACCGGAGUGAGCUGGUCAAAACUGGUUAGGAUGAGCGUUCCGAGCCCGUUUUAUUAAUAUCGACAAUUUUUAGACCUAACAAUAAUUAUUAUUCAUUCACCAUUUCCAACACGCCACACGAAAUCAGGUAAACCAUCUACUACAAGAGAACGGAACUGUCAUCCUUGAAGCUAUUCUUGAUGUGCUCAUAACACUGUCAUGGUAUGAGACGGUGUUUGUGGGCAGACUGCUCUAAAUGGUGAAAAUAUCACAAAUUGAACAGUGCUUUGUAAACAAAACGUGGCUCCCUAUUCCAGAAGUUGUCACAAUACGUAAUCAAUUAGUGUGUGUUUUGUCACUGUCUUCAUAACUGUGUCUGAAAGAGAUACAAUAUACUUGAUUACGGAUCACGUACGCCUAGUGACGCCUUCUGGAAUAUGGACCUAAUAAGAAUAUUAUGUAUACCGACAGGUUUCAUACGAACAUUAUGUGGUAUUUGUGUAUUCAAAUCGCUUUUUUAUAUUUUGUCUUCUAGCGUGCGCCAUCUACAUACUUUUAUAGCCUAUAGUCUAUGGAAAAUAUUGGCGGCCCUCUCUACUAUUGACAACUUACACGUACAUAUUAUUGUGUGCUUUUCGUUUUUAAGUAAGUUAAGCCUAGUACAAGUAUUAUAAAAAUAUUUUUCAUAAAUAUAAGCAUUUAAAGGGCCCGUAUGGUACAAUUUAAAGAUUAUAUAGAUGAAAAUGAAACUGGCCUUUUAAAGAGGUACCUACCGAGGUACUAUGUGGAUAUCUUUAACUUUAGUUAAAUCAUUUUUGUAACAAUAUCUAAUGGCUACAAAUUUGAACUUCGUUUCAUCGCAGUCGAUAUCGGUAUGAUAGGAUUUAGAGCCGCAUAAGGAGAAUGUGACUGAAAUAUUUAACGCGCGCAACUGGGACAGAUAUAAAACUUGUUGUCCCGAUCUUGUUGCGAUCACAUCAAUUAUGAUUCUAGUUGGGUACAAAAAUGAGACCUUAAUUAUUAUCUCACGAUGAAGGUACCUAAAUGUUCAGAUCUACCCAUGGGUUGGGUACCUACAUGUUUUCAGGGUUUUACUUUUAUGUAAGAUAAACAUUGUGGAGUUUGACAUUAAAUAUAGCUAGUAAAGUUUAAGGUAGCUCAAUUUUAUUAGCAGGUUUUACAAAUGCUCCAUUUUUGACAUAGGUACGUUACGUCGAUAUUUUGCAAUCUUUCAUAUUAACUAUGUAUCAUUCGUUCAUAUUUGACAAUCAGGAUCAAUACCGAUCUGAUGCCAAAAUGACUAGGUUCAUUAGUUAAGAUCCAUACCACAAAACACUUUUACUCUAACGAGGAUCCAUACAGAACUAACGUCUAACAUAAAAAUUACUGCAAAAUAAUAGGAAAUCAGGAAACAUAAAAUUGAAAACAAAAGUUUCAAAUUUAACGGUUAUAGAUUAUGGUUAAAUAAUAUGAAAAAUUAAAAUAACAACAUUUCACGUCGAAUUUUCGUGAGCGUUCGAUAAGUACCUACUUACAUAAAUAAAUAAAUACCGUGUGAUGGAAUCUUGAACUUGUCUGACAGUCUAAGGUUGAUUACAAGUUUAUUUUCUUUCUUGUUUUUUAUUUAUGAAACUGAUCGUUCGUCUAACAGCAAGGUUUUAAAUUCUCGAUAAUACAAAACUUGCAGUUACACAAUCUGUUUUCUUGUUCAGUGAUAUAAGAAAUACCUAACAAUAAUUAAUUUAUAACAAUUCGUGCGUUCCAACAAGCGAUACAACUGUUAUUGAUGAUAGUAUUAGUGUGUAAUGAGAUAAUAGUUGGAAGUAUUUUACAGACUGCUGGUACGCAGAAUUACAGACAAUAACGACUACGAAUAUUGUAAACUGUAGACAAAUGAACAUACUUGCGAGUUCAAGUUACCCGCCUGGAACACGCAAGUUCUGGUCGUUAUCGAAAGCUGCUCUUGGUAACUUCAACCAGCCGUCCCUGCCGCCGUUGCACAUGAGGAAUGACACCCUGUGCAAUACAGCAAAAGAGAAAGCCGAUCUUCUGUGCGCUCUUCUUGCCUACAACUCGACUCUUGACGACAACGAAAAUACACCGCUGACCUUCCCGCGGUGUCUGUACGUUCAGACAGAAAACUGUUCGGCGAGCUCUGUUUUCGUUGGACGUCAGGAAUUCGAGCGGGCUGGAUGGCAUUUCUCCAAAGCUUAGAAUGUGUGUCUCUGAGUUGACGCCGGUGCUAAUGCGUUUAUUCCGUCACUCUCAUACUAAAGGCGUAGUCCCUGACUCAUGGAAAUCAGCCCUUGUCCAUCCGAUCCAAAAAAAAGGAGACACUUCGGAUCCGGGAAACUACAGGCCUAUUACUAUCACAUCCCUGCUCUCCAAAAUCAUCGAUAGCAUAAUUAACCGCCAGCUCUUGGUAUACCUAGAAGGUCACCAGUUGAUCAACUACCGACAGUACAGCUUUCGCCAUGGUCGGUCGGCAGGCGAUCUUGUGGUAUACCUAACAUGUAGAUGAGCGGCGGCUAUCGAAAGCAAGGGGAAAGGCCUGGCAGUUAGCCUGGAUAUAGCAAAGGCCUCGUGUAUGGCACAAGGCACUCCUCUCACAACUUCCAUCAUUUGGGCUUCCCGAGAGCCUAUGCAAGUGGACCUCCAGCAUCCUCACUGGGCGCAGCAUACAGGUUAAUAACCGUUAUCAACGGUUAUUGCUUGAAUUCCAAGUCCGAGAACGCUGGAGUGCCCCAAGGCUAUGUGCUAUCUCCCACACUGUUUCUUCUGCAUAUCAAUUUAUAUGUUAGAUACCUCCAACAUACAUUAUUAUUUAGACGACAGCAUGGGCGAUGCCGUAUACACGGGCCAUGCAGGUCACUUUAGGGAAAUCGACGACCAGUGCCGGGAAAAACUUGAGAAGGUCGCGGAAUGGGGUAAAUUGAUCCUUGUCCAAUUUAACCCCCAGAAUACUCAAGUUUGCGCGUUUACCACUAAAAAAAACCUCCAUUAGUCGUAUCACCUCUCUUCGAUAACACAUCCCUUAAAGCCUCGCCUAGUAUCGGAAUACUGAGUCUCAAAAUCUCGAGCGCUUGCCAAUUCCGUGGCCAUCUGGACGGCAAAGCAAAAUUGGCUUCGAAGAAGCUGGGCGUUAUUAAUAGAGCACGGCAAUACUUCAAACCACAUUCUAGCGCAUGUCCCACCACACAUCUGGCGCACCCCAGUAUCAGUUCGAUCCAUUUGACCGCGUGCAACGCAGAGCAGCUUGAAUUGUCGGGGACCCCUGUUUCCGAGACGAUUCGACAUGGGUACCUUCAAAUAAAGCGCGUACACCUUCCUUAAAGGCGGGCAACGCUCCUGUGAUUCCUCUGGUGUUGCAAGAGAAUGUGGGCGGCGAUCACUUUACAUCAGAUAACCCGUACGCUUGUUUGUCGUCCUUUACCAUAAAAAAACGGUCAGGAAAACGCACAGGAUAAGCUAUUCUUUUCUCGCUCGUUCAUACAAUUUUUGAUUGAAACCUCGUGGUUAGAAAGGACUAACCCGUGAGCCGUUCAAUCGUGGGAUCUUGCGACCCGAGACUUAUACGCUCAUUCACGAACGAAUAAAAUAAUAUCUAGCCUUAUCGUUAUAUGUGAUAUCAAAUUUGUAGUCAUUACUUACCCCGUUAGACAGAAUUGCUAAGUAAUAUUGCUAGGUAAUAUUAACAAAAUUUUAUUAUUAUCUCCAUUUAGAUAUUUUUCUACUAUUUAAAAUCUUUCCAAUUAAAUAAUAAAAUCUUUCCAAUUAAAUAAUAAUGCAGUGUACAUUUUUCACAACAAAUCUAAUAUUUAUUAUAAUUCCUCCAUUCAAUUUGUGUGAAAUUUUUGUAUGCAUAUCAGGUAGGUCUGAAAAUCGGACACCUAUUUUUUACACCCCAAAUUUUUUUUUAUCAUUUUGUAUUACAAUACAAUGUUUCCUGGGGCAGUUAGUAACAUAUAAAAAUCAAGUAAUUUAUUUUUUUUCUUUAAAUAUCAUUUAGUAUUUGAUGUAGUAUUUGAUGAACCCAAUGCCGAUAUUCAUUUACAAAUAAUCAGUAAAUACCUGAAGUAAUGUCAAUGGCUAAGAUUAAUGGAUAAGCCUUACAUGUUACUCAGGAUAUCAUAGUGUACACUGCAUUAGCCUGGUCAAGUUGUGUCACCUAUCCACCUACUUCCUGUAGCUUAACGCUAAUUCAUAAUUAGUUAGUAGAAAUUAUUUUAUCUGUAAGAUUUGUAUAUGGUAAUAGCAUUGUUUGUUAUAAUGCUAUAUUAGAUAUUUAUUAUAUUUAUAUUAUUCUUUGACAUAUAUUAUGGAUUUAAUAAAAAAGUUAAUAUUAUCA